Chara braunii is the source of this 885-nucleotide messenger RNA. The record is from the annotation of a GenBank genome assembly. NCBI's taxonomy places the organism in Eukaryota, Viridiplantae, Streptophyta, Charophyceae, Charales, Characeae.
UCGCUGAAAAGUAAAGGAAACAACAGGAAGAAGCAGCGUAGAAGGCAAAAGCCAUUAUGCCGGUGACAAUCAGGAAUACAAGUCGGAAGAUCUCACCUCGGAGCAAGACCAUCACUAAAGCGAAAGGGAAAAAGAGAGCUAAGGGGUACUCAAAGAAGACCAAGAAGAGUACGAAGAAGGUAGAGUCCUCGACAUCAUCAGAGUCAGAGACUGAGGACAGUUCAACCACGAGUGAUUCCUCAGACACGGACGAAGAAACACAUCGGCUGCUGACACUACUCGAGGAAAGUAAACUCAAGGCCAAGAUGAAGAAGGCGAAGGCAGGUACGAACAUGAAGAGAACUCUGAAUGGAAGCUACGAGAAGGGAGAAUGCUCGAAGAGAUCACGGACACUGACCUCACCUCCUUGCAAUCUCGAAGAACCAAGAACACUGUUGACGAAUGGAUACAAGGGUAUAGCAGCCGGAUGCUCGAAAGAAGGACUGGUCGACUACACACUUGCUGUUAUGAAGCAAUAUUCCGCGAAGAAGGUCUCACAACUUCGGGAGAUUUGUGAAAAACAUGACAUUAAGUCUACCAAGAAGGGGGAAAUGGUGAUGGAGCUGGUGAAAAGACAGACGAACCUUGCGUAUGAAGGACUUUUCGCAUCAUCUGGACUGAAGAAGACGACUGUACUCGACAAUCACGAAAAGGAAGACUACAGCAAGAGCCCGCCUGAAACUGCGAGAUUGACUAUGAAAACAAGGAGAAUGACAAGAAGCUCUGAGACACCGAGAGUCGUCCUGAAGACAGAUCCUGCGAAUGAAGAUGAUCGUGAGGAAGAUUGAGUAGCGGCGCCCCCUUCCGCUAGACAACUUUGGGAUACGUUGAAGGCAUGCUUAAUCG